Molecule: messenger RNA, 1529 nt
Organism: Ilex paraguariensis (yerba mate)
Lineage: Eukaryota; Viridiplantae; Streptophyta; Magnoliopsida; Aquifoliales; Aquifoliaceae
Source: the annotation of a GenBank genome assembly
ACUUGUCCAAAAUUGACACCCCUGCCUAGAUAUAUACAUGAGUGAGUCUCAUAAUCCCAGUUGCGCUUCACUGUAGCCUUGUUUGAUGUUCUCCCUCUGAUUUUGACGCCCAGAAUCGACUUUUACAUCAAUCCGUCUACCAUGAUCACAGAGAGCAAAGCUGCAAACGCCGUCGGAGGCAAGACGGCAAGAGCCUGUGACAGUUGUUUGCGCAAGAGGGCAAGAUGGUUUUGUCCUGCCGAUGAUGCUUUCCUUUGUCAGGUCUGCGAUGCAUCGGUUCACUCCGCAAACCAGUUAGCAAGUCGCCACGAAAGGGUUCGACUCGAGACUUCGUCUUUUAAGGCCGAAGAAUCUAGAAUUUCCCAUAAUUCUGUUCCGCCAUGGCUUCAAGGGUUCACCCGUAAACCUCGAACUCCACGAAAGCCUAAGAACGAGGAAAAGAUUACAAACCCUCUUCUUCUUGUCCCAGAACUUGGAAGUGAUGAGACUUACCAGGAUAGGAAUGAAGAACAACUUCUUUAUCUUGUUCCAGUUUUCGAUCCUUUUGCUGCUGAGCUGUGCAAUGGAUCGAAUGAAAUGGAUAAUAGUGACGAAAAAGCUGAAACAGUGAGAGAAUUGAACGAUUUUUUGACCGAUACUCCACACGAUGAAGCAUAUGAUUUGGGAUUUCUUCCCUCUGAUGCGGAGUUUGCUGCUGAUGUUGAGAGCUUACUCGGGACGGGUUUUGAUGGAGAUUCAUGUUGUAUGGAAGGGAUUGGACUAAUGGAUUGUAAAGAAGAGGAGGGUAUAGAUUUUUGUUUCGAGGAGAAAAGAGUGAAGGUUGAAGAUGGAGAAGCAGAAGCUGUUAUGGCCUGUAAUUUGGUUCCGGCGUUGGACAUGGAAAGAGAGGGUUUGGAUUGGAGCUUUGAGUUUGAAUCGGCGGUGGCGAACGAGGAGAAACCGGAGGAGAAGGUGGUGGUCUCGGCAGAGACGGUGGUGAUUGGCGGCGAAGGAAAAGCAGAAGUGAGGAGGGAAAUGUUGUUGAGGCUUAACUAUGACGAAGUCAUCACUGCUUGGGCCAACCAAGGUACCCCGUGGGCUGCAGGAAUCCGUUCAGAGUUUCAUCCUGAUGACUGCUGGGCUGAUUUUAUGGGAUCGUGUUCUUCGGGUGUUCAUCAUCAUUACGGAGGCAUUGGGGGACGAAUGGGAGGGGAUGAUGGAGGGAGAGAAGCAAGAGUAUCAAGGUACAAAGAGAAGAGAAGGACCAGACUGUUCUCAAAGAAGAUAAGGUAUGAAGUUAGGAAGCUGAAUGCAGAGAAGAGGCCUAGAAUGAAAGGUCGGUUCGUUAAGAGGACGUAAUUGGCAAGGCCGGGCUUCUCUUACCUGAUGAACUAAUGAUGAUGAAGGGAAAAUAACCGUCAACCGCCAAGUUUGCUUGUUUUCUUGGCAAAAUUGGAAUGAGUUGGGCCUUUGAUAGCGCAUCAACCUAUCAUAUACUAUAACUAAAUGGAAGUUUCUUUGAUGGAAUCUCUCUCUCUCUCUCUCAAAUU